This is a messenger RNA of Lasiosphaeria miniovina, 432 nucleotides long. RefSeq lists its product as uncharacterized. The transcript has 2 exons. Bases 1 to 432 code for a protein of 143 amino acids. Lineage: Eukaryota; Fungi; Ascomycota; Sordariomycetes; Sordariales; Lasiosphaeriaceae. The record is from RefSeq and is a predicted model, not a curated record.
AUGGCUUCCACAGUACAAGUCAGAGUCUGGCAGGGCCCACCCUACUUUGUUCUCGAAAACGUUAUCAUCCCGGCCGGUGCGGCGGUGCACGACGCCGCGAAAUACCCCUUCAGCGCGUGGAUGCGCCGCGGCGUCCCGCUGCCGCUGCUGCGGAGCGGCAGCCUGCACUCGCUGCACUCGCUGCCGCCCCUCACGGCGGCGUUCUACUUCCACGCAGCUAUUGGCCGGUACAUCGACAACUGCAUCCUGUUUGUCCGCGGCGUGUACAGUGCCGAGACUGGUGUGGGGGAGAUGAUGGAUCGGGGGGGAGAGGCAGAGGAAGACGAGGAGGAAGAGGAGGAGGAGGAGGAGGAGGAGGAGGAGGAGGAGGAGGAGGAGGAGGAGGAGGAGGAGGAGGAGGAGGAGGAGGAGGAGGAGGAGGAGGAGGGAUGA